UUCAGGGAAAUACUAAAAUUUCUUGAUAAAAAGAAGGAAAUGGCAAAUUCAAUGGGAGUUGCUUCAACAAUAUCGUGUAGCUUUCUACACACCUCUCUUAUUUCAAGAUUAUAUUGUUUGAUUGAAAUGAUGCAGUCUCACAAUGAGUGGAUUAAAGUGGAUUGACGGGGUUAACCAAAAAGGGUUGAUAAAUCAUGGAGUGGGAGAAUCAUUGCUGGAAAAUGUGAAGAAAGGUGCUGAAGAAUUCUUCAAUCUCCCAAUGGAAGAAAAGAAGAAGUUUAAGCAAAGAGAUGGAAAUGUUGAGGGAUACGGUCAGGCUUUUGUAGUCUCUAAGGAACAGAAACUAGAUUGGCCAGAUAUGUUUUUUCUGUUCACUUGGCCAUCCCAUAAAAGGAAACCUCACUUGUUUCCCAAUAUCCCCUUACCCUUCAGAGAUGAUUUAGAGGCAUAUUCUGGAGAAUUGAAAAAUCUUGCUAUCCAAAUACUUGACCUAAUGGCCAAAGCUCUAGCAGUGGACACCAUGGAAAUUAGAGAGCUUUUUGGUGAAGGGGUUCAAUCAAUGAGGAUAAAUUACUAUCCACCAUGUCCACAACCAGAACUUGUGAUGGGAAUCAAUCCCCACUCUGAUGGAUCUGGCCUCACUAUCCUUCUACAAGCUAAUGAAGUGGAAGGUCUUCAAAUUAAAAAAGAUGAAUUGUGGAUUCCUGUUAAACCUCUCCCUAAUGCUUUCAUCAUUAAUGUUGGAGACAUGUUGGAGAUUACGACAAAUGGAAUUUAUCAAAGUGUUCAACACCGAGCAACUGUAAAUUCAAAGAAGGAGAGGCUUUCUAUUGCAACAUUUUACUUCCCUAAUAUGGAGGGAAAUUUAGGUCCAGCACCAAGUCUUGUUAAUCCAAAUAAUCCUACGGUGUUCGAAAGAAUUAGUGUCUUAGAAUAUCGCAAAGGAUAUCUUUCACGUGAACUCAACGGGAAAUCAUACCUAGAUAGCUUGAGGAUCAAGAAAGAAAACGGGAAAAGUUCUUAGACCUUUAACUUGAAACUCCAUUUUAAUUUGUGAAAACUUAACUGUGUUUAAGAGUGGUUUGUCUCAAGUGGACAACACUAGUUCAUCUUAAUCAAAUGUAUAUUAUCUUGAUUGAAUGUUCAUCUCUCUCAAAAAAAACUCUCCCUCUCCCUCACACAGAAACACACGUGCAAAUCAAUUUAAUGUAGUGUCGUACGUUAGCAACACACUUUUAUUGAUAUAAA
Messenger RNA from Medicago truncatula (barrel medic), 1248 nucleotides. RefSeq names its product protein SRG1. Lineage: Eukaryota; Viridiplantae; Streptophyta; Magnoliopsida; Fabales; Fabaceae. The record is from RefSeq and is a predicted model, not a curated record. The coding region runs from base 143 to 1024 and encodes 293 amino acids. The transcript is spliced from 4 exons.